AUGCAUUCUCAAGGCAGCUCACUCGCCAACGUUCAUCGUCAGGCAGGCUGUGUUGCCCAAAACAAGCACCUCCGACAAUACAUCAAGUCACUCAACAAGAAGAUCAGAAUUCAUGAAAAGCAGUCCGCCAAGGCUGCUUUGUCAGGCGAGGAGGAGAAUGAUGAUGGGAGAGAGGCGGAGGAGGAGGAUGACGAGGAACAUGAGGAGGAGGAAGAUGAGGGGGAGGAGGAGGGGGAAGAGGAGGACGGCGACGGUGCAAGACACGAGGAUGCAGGAAACGAGGAACCCCGACAAGUCAGGCCACAGCGUCGUGCAAUCAGUCCCCAAGAAGAAGCACGACUCAAGGCUCGAUUGCUUCUUGCUCGCCCUCUGAUCAUGGAUGGUAUCAAGAACGCUGGACGAACCAACGUCUCGUGCGAUGGUGCCCUUGCUGCCCCUGGGGUUGUAAUUCCAGGCCUUGAAAGCAUCUCACACAAGCUCCGGGCCCAUCAGCUUGAUGGUAUCGUUCGGUACGAACGUGCCAUGCGCAAGCACAAGGGUGUCAUCAUUCUCGCUGAUGAUUUGGAGAUUGGGAGGACGUGGAUCAUCCUGGGCGUUAUCCAGCGCAGUGUUAACGAGGCGAACCGCACGGGCAGAAGCGUKCUUUUCGGCCUUGCCCUCCCGAGACACAUCAUAUCAACCUGGAAGAAGCAACUCGCCAUGUCAUCGACACUCCGCGUUGCGGACUACGAUGAUAAGAAGGUCAAGGCUAUGUCUGCCGCAGAGAUCAAACAAGCUUACGAUGUGAUCAUCAUGCCCACCGGAUGCCUCUCUCGGGACUACGGGACAAUACUCCACAUCUACAACUCUCGACAGGCUCGGAAGGAGGGCCUCGAAGACAAGAUCAAAGAAAAGAUCAGCAAGUUGCCCAAUGGUACAGCCUUGGUCGACGCUGAUCACGAGAUCCCUGAUUUCCUGCUCUUCUCGCUCGACUUGGACCAACUGAUCGUUGACGAGGCGCAGUGCAUCAAGGACCCCAAUAGUGUAUUGGCCCAAGCUCUGCACGCCAUGUCCGCAAAUGGACGCGCUGCAUUGCCCGGAGUGCCGUUGCAGAAUAACGUGAAUGAGUUCGGCGCACUCCUCAUGUUCCUCCGCAUCGAGCCUUUUUGCAAUCUACCGCUGUUCCGAGCUUGUUUCACCAACAAGCGGAAAGGCGGAAAGAAGCUGGAACCCUCAACCAAGCUUAACAACAUCCGCAACGAUGCCAUUCUUUCGGCCAUACGAAGCUCGCUUUGUAUUCGGCGCACGGCAGAUCAAGAUUUCGACGGCGACCCAAUUACUGCUCAGCCCAUCAUAUCUACCGCCCGCACUGUCAUAAUCAAGCAAUCAUCGGCAGGGCGUGAGUUUCAGCUCCAGACCCGCGAUAUCUGGGACAAGAAUUGGAAAAAAGACAUCCUCAAGAAAGCGAAACAAGCCAGAGAUACGAUGGACCCUCUGAGUGAGGAGUACCGCAAGCGAAUGGAUGCUGUGGCGGAACUUCCUGUGCGUAGCCCUUCGGACAUUCUUCGUGAUGUGCUCCACGCGCGCUUGAAUGUCAUCCACCCUGCUCUGAAAGAUGCCAAAUACAGCGUGGAUGUUUACAGCCCCGAGGAGUUCGCUCGAGGCGUCAUGGCACCGGGCAUCAACCCGAAUGAUAUCGAGAUCCCCAACCAGCGGAGUACCAAUCUCAAGAGGUGCAAGAAGCUGACGCAGCAGCAAGCUGCUUUGCUCUCCAAGCGACGACUGGAAUUUCUUAACGACUACCGGAAAAACAUCAGUGGCGCAGGUUGGCGAUCGGAUCGCAUAUGCGGGGUUGUGGAGGACGUCGUUGAGGUGCUCAAGCAGCACAAGGAAGGAGCAGCCAAGCUUCCCAAAUCGAAGCGACACGAGUUUGUCGCCAGCCACAAAAUCCUCGUGUUCUGCGAGUUCUUGGCAGGCUUGGACCUCAUCUCUAUCGGCCUGGAGCAGUCUGGAAUCAAGCACUCGCGCUUUGAUGGCAGCCUCAGCGAAGAGCAACGCGACAUGGCCCGCAACCGAUUCGAAGAGGUUGGCAAGGACUUUACUCUGCCCGAUACCCGUCCAGACGAGAAUCUUGUCAUGCUGGUGACAACCAAGACUGGAAGCGAGGGACUCACGCUGAUCCAUGGCACCGACGUCAUGCUGGUGUCUCCAAUCUGGAACCCGUACACCGAAGACCAGAUCAUUUCACGAGAACUUCGGCUGGGACAAGUGCACCCAGUCACGGUCCAUCACUUUUCCAGUGACGACUCGAUCGAAGAACGAGUGCACUUCGCCAUGGAGACGAAGCGCUUCGCCGUCGAGCAGGUCUUGAGCGACAAAAUCAUUCUGAAGCAUCGUCACGCCUUGGUGACUGCCAACAACGAUGACCUGCUUGAGAUGCUUGGGUACGGCCGCUGCAAGAACGCAAUGGCCACUGGCAAGCUGUUUUUGUAA
Molecule: messenger RNA, 2472 nt
Organism: Ramularia collo-cygni
Lineage: Eukaryota; Fungi; Ascomycota; Dothideomycetes; Mycosphaerellales; Mycosphaerellaceae
Exons: 4
Coding region: 1-2472 (823 amino acids)
Molecular function (GO): ATP binding; ATP-dependent chromatin remodeler activity
Source: RefSeq, a predicted model, not a curated record